Gadus morhua (Atlantic cod) is the source of this 1939-nucleotide messenger RNA. RefSeq lists its product as uncharacterized. The record is from RefSeq and is a predicted model, not a curated record. Bases 638 to 1630 code for a protein of 330 amino acids. The transcript has 8 exons. NCBI's taxonomy places the organism in Eukaryota, Metazoa, Chordata, Actinopteri, Gadiformes, Gadidae.
AACUCAGUGCCACCUCGUCUCAAACACGAUGUUGGCAUCAAAGCUUCCGCUCUUCGCUGGAUUAGAUCUUAUCUCACAAAUGAUAGCACCAUUUUUUUUCUGAUGAAGAAUUAGCAUCAAACGGGUCCAAACUAUAUUGUCUGUUAAACCCUUUUGUAACUGUGGUUGAGAUCUACACAAAUGAAAUUAAAUUGAGUUUUAUGAACAUUAGCCAAUAUGAUGGCGAUUUGAAUAAGGAAAGCCUCAGCCACAACAAUGGGUAUUUUUAACUAUAAUUCCCGUUGUUGUGAGCAUAUUGGGUUUUACUAGGCCCUACUAUCAUGACAGAAGAUGCAACACUAUUUUCUAUUGCUGCGCUGCACACGGCGCUGUUUUUAGAGUCAGUUUGGUUGAGUUUCAUCUAGAUGCCUGUGUGCCAGGACCGGUGAGUGUGGUGCGUUGCGUACGUUCGUUCCAUGACCUUUUCUCCCCUAGACGUACCGGAUCAACUGAUUUCCUCACAAAGCACUGCCGUUCCACACCUCCCGAUGAAGAUCAUGGAAACCUGUUUUUCAUAUGAUAUGCUUGAAAUAAGCUGCCGGUCGGCUGACGUAUUUGCAAAAUGAGAAGGCAAAUCUGUCACUGACAAUAGAUGUAAAUGCUCACACAUCCCAGGAGGACGGCGGAGCUCUGCUAUAGGUCUACCAUGGGGUCCAGUCGUCUCAUCUGCAGUUUCAUCGGUGUUCUCAUCCACCUGCGGGAGUCACCAGGAUGUUCAGCUGCAUCCAGCAUUGCCGUGCCGCUGAGAGGCGCGGCCGUUCAGUCUUCCACCGCUUCGGGCUGGACCGCUGGACGGGCCAUCGAUGGGAGCUGCAGCUCUGGGACGGACAGCUGCACUCACACCUCGGAGAUGGACAAUCCGUGGUGGAGGCUCCAGCUGGACGGUGUGUACAGGGUGUCCGUGAUCGAGAUCACUAAUAGAAACGUAGCAAGGGAUCGGCUCGACGGCGUGGAAAUACACAUCGGCAAUUCACUGGUCAACAACGGCAACGACAACCCGAGGUGUGCCAUCAUCCACGAUGUCCCCGACAGCUUGACUCAGACUGUCCAUUGCUGGGGAAUGGAAGGAAUGUAUGUCAACUUCUACAAGCCCUUCAACACUACAGCCUUGACGUUGUGCGAGGUCAAAGUGUACGGAGAGUUGGCUCCCCCCUCCAUCAGCACUCCGGGGGUGGGGAUGAACGUCACCCUGGUGGGGAAGCGGCUGUGCUGGUCAGACGCCCUGUUCUACUGCAGAGACUAUCACUGGGACCUGCUGACUCUCAGGGGCCCGGCGGAGCAGGAGAUAGUCGACGAUCUGGUGGCUCGCGCCCCCUUCACACUGACCAGCCAUCUCUGGGUGGGCCUGCGCAGGUCUAUUCUAGGAAGCUCUUGGUUUUGGAUGUCCGGUGACCCAAUGGACUUCACCCAGUGGGACGAGGCCUCACAGGAGCCCAGCCCAUGUGGGGGCGUUUCCAGCACAGAACGUUCCACAUGGAGGCAACGCUUUUGUGGGGAACAUCUCAACUUCAUCUGUUUCACAGGUCCGACAGGAGGGAAAAAGGUGCGCUUCUUUAGUACAACAAGAGUGAAACCAACUUGUAAAAACUAGGUUUGUCUCGCUGGAGAAUGCAACUACUGAUUCCCAAGUAGUCAUACGUAGUGGAGAUUCUGAAUGCUUUAGCACAGAGCUUGUCUGUGGUAGCUAGCCAGUUCGGCAUUUUGUUUACAAACUCACGGAAGAUGUAUAUCCAUGGAAUUAGUGCUGUAAUAGCUUGAACGUGUAAAAGCGUAGGUAGAAGUAAUUUAUUUACUUUAGAAUAUAAUCAUUGAACAUCCAUGUGAGCAGAUCUGGUUGACGUUGCAUUAGUCCUUUGAUUGAAAUGUGGAGAUUGUGAGAAGAUGCUAUAUAAAUACUAUA